Messenger RNA from Thelazia callipaeda (thelaziosis nematode), 843 nucleotides. The record is from the annotation of a GenBank genome assembly. Lineage: Eukaryota; Metazoa; Nematoda; Chromadorea; Rhabditida; Thelaziidae.
GGUGGAUUUAAUAUGGAAUCCGAAUGUGGUCGACCGUUGGGUCUUCGUCCAUUAAAUGAUGAGGACAUAGUAGUUGCGGAUGCCUAUUUAGGCAUUUUUUCAGUUAAUUUUAAAAAAGGACAACACUCUCUUAUUCUUGGAAGUGAAACACACAUACGUGGAGAACGUCCAAGGUUUUUGAAUGAUAUCGAAGUAAUUAAUGAAGACGUUUUACUAUUUACUGAUUCUUCCAGUAGAUGGGGUCGACGUCAUUUAAUGAAUAUUCUUUUGGAAAGUAUCCCUAACGGAAGAGUACUUCGUUUGAUACGAUCCACUGGAAAAAUUGAUGUCAUCAUAGACAAAUUGUUCUUCCCAAAUGGUAUUCAAGUAUUUCCUGAUUUGCAGUCAUUUUUGGUGGCAGAGACAGGAGCUGCUCGGAUAAUAAGGCACUGGAUUGCAGGCCCUAAAAUGGGCGAAACAGAAAUCUUCAUUGAUAACCUACCAGGCUUACCAGAUAAUAUACGCUUAGGAAGUAAUCAAACAUUUUGGUUAGGCUUAUCAGCUAUACGCCACAGUGGUCAAUUUUCAGUACUUGACUAUUUUGCCAACAAACCAUACAUACGAAAAUUCAUUCUUGGGAUAGUACCAGCACGUCUUUGGGGAUGGCUAAUACCAACGUUAACAACGAAGCAUGCAAUGAUCUUACAACUUAGUAAAGAAGGACAAAUAAUAGCUAGUGCACAUGAUCCGACGGGUCAAAGAAUCAGUGAGGUCUCACAAAUAACUGAAGCUGGUGAAUAUCUUUAUUUAGGAAGUUAUCGAGCACAUCAUAUUGCUCGCAUUCGUAAAAAUUUGAUCAUAUAA